Molecule: messenger RNA, 731 nt
Organism: Nicrophorus vespilloides
Lineage: Eukaryota; Metazoa; Arthropoda; Insecta; Coleoptera; Silphidae
Product: cuticle protein 7-like
Exons: 3
Coding region: 131-559 (142 amino acids)
Cellular component (GO): extracellular matrix
Source: RefSeq, a predicted model, not a curated record
UUCGUUCCACAAGAAAGCAGCCCCGUUGCGUGAUCCGCGUUAAGUAAGCACCUUUCACGUUGGGGGCAAAUCGCUUUAAAUACUUGGGCGCAGACUGCAGAAGUUAUCAGUUCAGAUCAACAGCACAAACAUGAAAUACAUCAUUGCUUUCGCCAUCCUCGCCUCUGCAGCUUAUGCCCAGAUCGGUGAUUAUGGACACCACAAGCAUUUGGAAGAGUACAAAGAUUUCCAGUCUCAUCCUCAUUACAACUACCAUUACGGAGUGCACGACCAACACACCCAUGACGUGAAGGAUCAGUGGGAGGCCAGAGAGGGACACAACACCAAGGGAUCUUACAGCUUCUUGCAACCGGAUGGUAGGAAGCGUAUCGUUGAAUACCACGCCGACAAGCACGGAAUCCACUACAACGUCAAGUUCGAGGGUCACGCCAAGCACGAGGAAGGUAAGCGAGGAUACGAGGUGCACGGAAAGUCCAGCAGUCAGCAGUACGCCCACGCCGAGACCAACUACCAUGGACCCACACAUCAUGGAGGCGGUGGUGGAGGAGGUGGAUAUUGAGAGAGCCAUACAAAAAAAAGAACACGACUUCUAUGCCAUCUUUUGUAACCUUUUGUUAUCUCCUUUAAUUCUCGUAUAAUGUUUUUUUUUGUUGCUACAUGUAUAUAGUUUAAUCGUCUUCCUAAGCUUCCCUCGACUUUAACUCUACCACCAACCCUCAGCCCCCACCCAA